Messenger RNA from Phragmites australis (common reed), 1498 nucleotides. Its product is annotated as deSI-like protein At4g17486. The record is from RefSeq and is a predicted model, not a curated record. The transcript has 4 exons. Bases 117 to 917 code for a protein of 266 amino acids. Lineage: Eukaryota; Viridiplantae; Streptophyta; Magnoliopsida; Poales; Poaceae. Gene Ontology annotation, biological process: protein deubiquitination. Gene Ontology annotation, molecular function: deubiquitinase activity.
GGAAAAGUCAUAAAACAGAAUAGCGCCAACAAAAGUGCGCACUGCCUGACACGACAUAGGCGGAGAUCGACGGACUGGUGGGGCCCGGCACCCGGCGAGAGACUCCGGCGGCGAGGAUGGGCCAGGAGGUGGUGGCGCACGUCUACGACGUCGCCAACGCCGGCUCCGACGCCACCGUGCUCCACAUCAACCGCUUCUUCAAGGACGCCAUCGGCCUCGGCGGCAUCUUCCACACCGCCAUCCAGGUCUACGGAGAUGAAGAAUGGUCAUUUGGUUACUGCGAACGGGGCACUGGGGUUUUCAGCUGCCCCCCAUGCAAAAACCCCAUGUACACUUUUCACGAGUCUAUAGUGCUGGGAAAGACGAACUGCUCUAUUUUCACAGUAAAUCAGAUACUGCAGGAACUGAGCUGGGAGUGGCUUGGAGGCUCAUAUGGACUUCUGUCAAGAAACUGCAAUCACUUCUGCAAUACCUUCUGCGAAAAGCUUGAUGUGCCAAAACUUCCAGGUUGGGUGAAUCGCUUUGCGAAUGCUGGUGAUGCUGCUCUAGAAGUUGCUGAAACUACAGCAGUGAAGCUGAAACAAGCGAAAAAGGAAAUCGUGACUGCAUGCAAAGCGGCAUCAACAUUUUUGACUGGCACGUCUUCAAGUACCCCAUCAAAUGUGGAAGAUACGGGCGGCUCAACAGGCAAUUCUCUUUUUGAGGGGACAUGGAUCAGAAGUAUCAUCGGUAUCAGUAUGAAGCCAUCAAGGAGCCUUGUCUGCUUAGAUGGUUCAGAUGAUGAAAAAUCUAGCGAUGAGAGUGAAUCAGAAUCAGAUGACAAUCAGCCUGAUAGUAGUGUUCACAAUGCUGACCAGCAAGAUGCAACACAGGAGCGUGACAUGAGAAGUGAGAAUGGACCACGCCAUCAUUCAUGAAGCUCACACCAUUAUGUGCAGAGAGAGGAACAAUGUCUACAUACUGCCAUUUUUCUGACAACACAGGGAGAAAUCUACAGCAAAACUAACUUUACAAUUUGUAACAUUCACUUCUGAUUGAGGACUGGAAGCUGUGAAAAGGCCCUGAAAAGCGAUGAGAAGCGCUGAAGCUAUGGAGUGCACCACAAGUUGUGCUAUCUUGUACUUGAUUUGUCCACGUCGCGGCAGUGGGCGGACUCUCCUUUGUCUUUCAGCCCUGUAAACUUUGAUGAGAUGACAGGCGCUUGCUUUGUCUUCCAUUUUGGUGAAGGAGAUAUUUUUUCUGCAGAACCAGAUGUUGAAUGAAGGAGAUAUUUGAGAGCUUUCUUGCGCUGUGCUUAAUCAUUGUUCCUGUGGUGUAUUUAUAGACCUUGAGGAGUUUAUCUGGAUGCAAGACAUGACAACUAAAUUCUUUUUUCUUUGUAGUAUCAUCUGUAUACCAUUAUUUUUUAUAAUUAUCCAGUGUCUCUGUAGUUAUGAGAAACCUUUACUGGUAUGUAUGUUUCAGUCAUGAUUGGGCUGUUUGUCUGUGUGUGUGAAUC